AUGGAUAAAUCAGUAAGUAGUCCAGAUUUACCGAUUAGUCCAAAACAGGAAUAUGCUAACAAGGCUGAAAACUUUCUGGAAUACAUGUGUCGUCUGUGCAUUGACUCAGAGCCCAGUGUUGCCCGAAACACUGCUAUCAUCUGCACCAUUGGCCCAGCUUCCCAAUCUGUGGAGACAUUAAAAAAGAUGAUUAGCACCGGAAUGAAUGUGGCCCGUAUAAACACCUGCCAUGGAAGUUAUGAGGACUACGUAAUGAUGAUCAAAAAUGUACGAGCAGCUACAGAAAGCUUUCUUUCUGAUCCCACAUUCUAUCGGCCUAUUGCUAUAGCAUUGGACAUACAAGGACCAUCUGUCCGGACUGGACUCGUCAAGGGCAGUGAAACAGGAGAAGUAGAGUUGAAGAAGGGCAAGUCUAUCAAAAUCACUUUGGAUGAAGCCUAUAAGGAAAAAUGUGAUGAGAAUAUUCUGUGGGUAGACAACAAAAGCGUUUUAAGCAACAUAAAGAUUGGUGGCAAUAUCUACGUGGACAAUGGGCUCAUUUGUCUGGUUGUGAAAGAGAAAGAUAAUAGUUUCCUUUUGACUGAGGUGACCACUGGUGGGAUGCUGGGCAGCAGGAAAUGCUUGAACUUUCCUGGGUUGUAUAUGGACUUUUCUCUUACAACUAAGGAUAAAGAAGAUAUAAAGUUUGGAAUAGAGCAAAAUGUGGAUAUGGUGUUUGCAUCUUUCAUCCAAAAGGCAAAUGAUGUCCAUGACAUCAGAAAGGUACUUGGGGAAAAAGGAGAACAUGUGAUGGUCAUCAGCAAGAUUGAGAACCAUGAAGGAGUCCGAAACUUUGAUGAGAUCUUGAAAGUCAGUGAUGGUAUUAUGAUUGCUCGGGGGGACUUAGGUAUUGAGAUCCCUCCUCAAAAAGUCUUCAUUGCUCAGAAGAUGAUGAUUGGAAGGUGUAAUCUAGCUGGGAAACCUGUUAUCUGUGCCACUCAGAUGCUACAGAGCAUGAUUAAGAAGCCACGUCCCACUCGAGCUGAAAGCAGUGAUAUAGCCAAUGCUGUCCUAGAUGGAGUAGAUUGUAUCAUGCUAUCAGGGGAGACAGCCAAAGGGGACUACCCAUUAGAAUGUAUCGAGGUCUCCCACAGGAUUGCCCGAGAGGCAGAGGCUGCCACCUUUCACUUGCAGUUAUUUAAUGAGCUUUUCUACCUGGUCCCCCAGAAUCAGGAUUUUACUGACAUUACUGCUGUGGGUGCUGUAAAAGCUUCUUUCAACUAUGCCAGUGAGGCCAUCAUCGUUCUCACUGACACUGGAAAGUCAGCUUAUUUUAUAGCCAGGUAUCGUCCUCGGGUCCCUAUCCUUGCUGUCAUUCGGGAUGCCCAAAUUGCACGCCAGGUCAAUUUGUACCGAGGCAUCUUUCCUAUACACUAUCUAAAACCUGUUCAUGAGGUAUGGACUGAAGAUGUCGAAAUGAGGAUUACCUACGCCAUGGAGGUUGGCAAAGCUCAUGGCUUUUUCAAGAAAAAUGAUAUGGUCAUUGUAGUAAGUGGUUGGUGUCCAGAGAUAGGCUGUACCAACACUAUGCACAUGGUUUCAGUUUCAUAA
This is a messenger RNA of Gracilinanus agilis (Agile Gracile Mouse Opossum), 1590 nucleotides long. RefSeq names its product pyruvate kinase PKM-like. Bases 1 to 1590 code for a protein of 529 amino acids. The transcript has a single exon. Lineage: Eukaryota; Metazoa; Chordata; Mammalia; Didelphimorphia; Didelphidae. Gene Ontology annotation, molecular function: pyruvate kinase activity; magnesium ion binding; potassium ion binding. The record is from RefSeq and is a predicted model, not a curated record. Gene Ontology annotation, cellular component: cytoplasm. Gene Ontology annotation, biological process: glycolytic process.